AUGACUAGCUGUGACAGAGCCCUGAACCGGCGGCGUCGCCUUCUUCCGGCCUUGGGCCGUCGGAGACGAAUGACACAGCUUUCUGUUGUUCAGGAUGAUCUGGAAGUCCUGGCCUCAAAAGUUAUUAAAACCAUGAUCUUAACUGGAAAUUCAUGGAGACUACAUGAAAUGAUUGACAAAUUCUUCAUGAACAUAUCAAAUUUCAACAGGAAGUCUCUGACUGAAGUACAGAAUAUUCAGAUUGAAGAAAUUGCAGUGAACCUGUGGAACUGGGCAACAGCUAGGAGACUAGAACUGUCUGUGAGGAAAAGUCAGGCAGCUAAACUGUGUUACAUUGCUUGCAAGCUGGUAUGUAUGCACGGAGUCUCAAUUUCUUCAGAAGAAGCUAUUCAAAGACAGAUUUUGAUGAAUAUGAAAACAGGAAAACAAUGGUUGGAUACUGGAAAUGCUCAGAUUGCUGAUGAAUUUUUUCAAGCUGCCAUGGCUAAUCUGGAGAAAUUAUAUAUCAGAUUAAUGCAGAGCUGCCACACUGAGACUAACUUGUUCCUGUAUAAGAACACCGUGGAGAAGGGCAUCUUCCAUGUGCUUUCUUACCAAGCUGAGUCAGCUGUUGCUCAAGGGGAUUUCAAGAAAGCAUCUAUUUGCGUCUUACGUUGUAAAGAUAUGCUGAUAAGGAUUCCUGAAAUGACAAAAUAUCUUCAUGUACUCUGUUACAACCUUGGAGUAGAAUCGAGCAAUCAGAAUAAAUACAGAGAGAGUUCAUUCUGGCUUAGCCAAAGCUAUGAUAUUGGGAAGAUGGGUCAAGAUUCUGUUGAGCCAGAAAUGCUGGCGAAAGCUCUGCGGCUACUUGCCACUAUUUAUUUGAACUGUGAUGACGAAGCAUAUUAUAACAAGGCCCUCAUUGCUGUAAUUGUCGCCAACAAGGAGCAUUUAGAUCCAGCUGGGCUUUUCUUAAAGAUGCGGAUCCUCAUAAAAGGGAAAGCAUUCAAUGAAGAACUCCUUGAAGCUGCUAAGGAAGUGCUGUAUCUUGCUAUGCCUUUGGAGUUCUGUCUGAGCAUUAUUCAAUUCCUGAUAGAUAAUAAAAGAGAUUCUGUUGGGUUUUGCUUUCUGAAGAUCAUCGCUGAUCAUUUUAAGUUGCUAGAACAUAGAAAGAGAAUUCUGUUGUUCUACAUUGACAUGCUUUUACAAGUGGACCAAGAUGUGAUUGCUGAAGAGAAGAUUAAAGAAAUACUUAUAGCUCACCAAACAAGAAGUCGACUGACAAGAGCUUUAGUAAAUUGGUUACACAACAUUCUGUGGGGAAAAGCCACCAGAUGUGUUAAGGUCCAAAAUUAUGCUGAUGCCCUACGCUGGUACAGUUAUUCUCUGAAGUUGUAUGAAUGUGAUCAAGCGGAUAUGGAUUUGGUCAAGCUGAAGAGGAACAUGGUUUCUUGCUACUUAGCUCUGAAACAACUUGAUAAGGCUAAAGAGGCCCUAGCAGAAGCUGAGCAACAGGAUCCUACAAACAUUUUCACUCAGUAUUAUAUAUUCAAGAUUGCAAUCUUGGAUGGUGAAGCCUACAGAGCUUUACAGAUAGUCAGUGCUUUAAAAAUUUCAAUGGAGGAAAACUCAGAAGAUUGUGGACUAAUUGAAAAUGGAGUUUCAACUCUCAAAAUCCUAAGUUUAUGUGUAGAGUUUGCUCUAGAGAAUGGUAAAGAAUUUAUUUCUUGA
Rattus rattus (black rat) is the source of this 1710-nucleotide messenger RNA. It is a transcript of the gene Tex11, whose product is annotated as testis expressed 11. The transcript has 19 exons. NCBI's taxonomy places the organism in Eukaryota, Metazoa, Chordata, Mammalia, Rodentia, Muridae. Bases 1 to 1710 code for a protein of 569 amino acids. Gene Ontology annotation, biological process: male meiosis chromosome segregation; reciprocal meiotic recombination; synaptonemal complex assembly. The record is from RefSeq and is a predicted model, not a curated record. Gene Ontology annotation, molecular function: protein binding. Gene Ontology annotation, cellular component: central element.